AAAUUAUUCAAAAUGAACAAUGAACUGGAACAUUAUUAAUGAUAAAUGAUUUUUUAGAUUUUUGUCAAAAAAAUGAUGGUCGAUAAAAAAACAAAUAAAUUCCUACUCGAAAGAAAUGGAAAGAAGUUGAAGAUGAAUUACUUUUAAAAGCUAUUAGAAAAUAUGGAAAUUAAUGGUGUAAAAUAUAAGAGGAAGUACCAACUAAGGAUUCAAAACAAUGUUAAGCUAGAUGGAAGAUUCUAAAAUAAGUAAGAUUUAAUUAUUCAUAAUUAUUUUAAAGAAAGUAGAAACAAUGGAUAGAUUGGAUGCUUUGGCUGAUUAUUCUGAUAUGGAGAAUUAAAACUAAAAGUUAAAUAAACCAAAAAAAAAGCAUAGAGAAAUACCUCGAAGAUAUAAUCCACAUUUUGAUUAUAAUGAAGAAUCAUCUAGUGAAUCUAUGCAUUUAUAACAAUUUCAACAGGCUUUGAUUAAAUAGCCGAAUCAAUUGUCAUUGCUAUAAUAAUAAUAAUAAUAAUAAAAAAGAGAGUAAAUUCAGAAAUAGGCCUAAACUUAAUAUUAGAAUGUUUGGAAUGCUAUGGAUGAUAAGAUGCUUUGGGCAGCUUUUAAAAUAUAUAAAGGAGUAUGGAAUUAAAUCACUUCUAGAUUUUAAGAGAAGAACCCUUAAAGUUGCAUAGAAAGAUAUUAAUAUGUUAGUUUAUAUAUUAUAUAUACUUGUAGUUAUUGCAAUAAAAGAAAAUGAAACUAUAAGAAGAUGGAUCGUCUGUUGAUAUCAUUUCAUCUUUAGUUGAUGAUAGUUCCCAAUAGGGUUCAGAGUAAUUCGAUAUUACUAUAAGUGAAUGUGCAGAUUCAACUGAUUAACAAUAUACAGAGUAUAAGACAUCAUCAUCACUUGGAGUUUAUACUAUUUAAUAGUGUCAUACAAAUAUUGAAAGAAUUCUUAAAUCAUUUUCUAAUCACAAUUUAGAUACCUUGCCUGGUAUACGUGAAUCUAUUGUAAAACUCAUAUUAACUGAUUGA
Paramecium sonneborni is the source of this 1017-nucleotide messenger RNA. Lineage: Eukaryota; Ciliophora; Oligohymenophorea; Peniculida; Parameciidae. The record is from the annotation of a GenBank genome assembly.